Symbiodinium sp. CCMP2456 is the source of this 238-nucleotide messenger RNA. Lineage: Eukaryota; Dinophyceae; Suessiales; Symbiodiniaceae. The record is from the annotation of a GenBank genome assembly.
GACUGCGAAGAUCUUGAUCCAGCGAAAUGAGGAGACGGCCCUCCCGAUGCUUUACUACUCGAAGCUUCCGCCGAACAUCUCGAAGCUGCAAAUCAUGCUUUGUGAUCCCAUGCUGGCUACCGGUGGCUCAGCGCUGAUGGCUAUCGAGGUCUUGAAGAAGGCAGGGGUGAAGGAGGAGAACAUCCUUUUCAUCAACGUCGUCUCUUGCCCCGAGGGCCUCAAAGCCUUGGCAGAGAAG